AUGAUUCUAAGUGUAACUACUGACAUCAACUAUGACUAUAAGACAGAGAAGUUCAACUCUGUUCACACUAUGAUGGACGACAUAGACGCCAUGUUCAGUCACCUGCUUGGAGAGAUGGAUCAUCUCUCUCAGAGUUUAACGACUGCAGUGGACACACCAGAUGUGGAUCCUGUCUCACAGGGAGAGACCACCUUCUCCAUUGGCUUCACAGACCUAAAUGAGUCUCUUAAUGAACUGGAGGACCAUGACCUGGAUGCUCUGGUGGCCGACCUUGGAUCAAAAUCAACUAAAAAGACCAACAGCGCUACGGAUAAUCAAAUCGCAGCAUCAGCCGUGACUCAGGAAUCUGAGCCAGCAACUGCCCUUCCUCCACCAUCAAACACUGCUAAAACCUCUGGAGUGCUGCAGGCGAUGGAACCUCAGACAAAGGCAGAGAAAAUUAAAUUGGCUCUGGAUAAGCUGAAAGAAGCCAAAGUGAGGAAGUUGAUUGUGAAGGUGCUGAUGAGUGACGGCAGCUCCAAGACACUGAUGGUGGAUGAGAGACAGACGGUCCGAGAGGUUUUGGACACGCUGUUUGAGAAGACACACUGUGACUGCAGCAUAGACUGGAGCCUAUGUGAGACCAACCCUGAGCUGCAGAUCGAAAGAGGAUUUGAGGACCACGAAUAUCUAGUGGAGCCGCUGUCUGCGUGGACUCGCCACAGUGAAAACAAAAUCUACUUUAUGUCAAGACCUCAGAAGUAUGUGAUUUUCACAGACCCUCAGUUAUUUUACAUGUGGAAAAAGAAGAAAGCAAGUUUGAGAGGGAUUAACGAGCAAGCCAAACAACUCUUACUAAAGGAACAUUUUGGAGGUUCUACUCUGAUAGUUCCUGAUCUUGAGGGCACGCUGUAUCUAAAGGAAGAUGGGAAAAAGAUUUGGAAACCUCGCUACUUCAUGCUCAGGGCCUCGGGCAUCUACUAUGUACCCAAAGGAAAGACAAAGAGUUCCAGUGAUCUCGCCUGCUUUGUCCGUUUUGAAAAGGUCAACAUCUACACCACUAAUGACUACAAACAGAAAUACCGAGCUCCCACCAACUUCUGCUUCCUGCUCAAGCAUCCCUGCAUCCAGAAAGAGUCACACUACAUCAAGUUCCUGUGCUGUGAGGAUGAACACACACUGAUGCUUUGGGCCAACUCCAUCAGAGCAGCCAAGUAUGGGACUGUCUUGUAUAAGAACUACCAGGCAGCAAUGAAGAGAGUCUCCACUUUUCAAACUCUCCAGUCUGCUGCACACAAAGACAGAUCCAACGUUGAAGAAUAUCCACAAGAGCCGCCCCCUGACUUCAUCCCUCCUCUUCCUCCUGGUCUCACACAAGUUUGAGACACAUCUUUGCCUCCUUCUGUGUAUCAGCUUUUACUUAAACUAGUCUGGAUUUAGCCAAUUUAGGCUCCUUUGUGCGCACAUUCAUGGACAAAUGUCUAACCUGGAGCCAAUAACACGAUGUUUUAGCAAUGCACACACAAUAAUAUGAUGUGUAAGAGAACAUAUUUUAAAAGCCUUUAUUUAUUCUCAGGUGUAUAAUGAUACUUAUUUGUAUCUUGUUUUGGACAAAAUGUAUGCAACAAGCGUAACACACAAACCACACAUUUCUGUUCGUUGUUUCAAUGAGCUGUUUAUUACAAAAAGACUGUACAUAAAUUUCAAUGGACACAUCCUAUGUACAAACUGAGAGGAGAAGACAAAUAUUGGGUUCUGUUCCCAUGAACAUUUUAAGUUACUGAUCCCUCCCCCACCCCACC
Messenger RNA from Morone saxatilis (striped sea-bass), 1781 nucleotides. Its product is annotated as amyloid beta A4 precursor protein-binding family B member 1-interacting protein-like. Gene Ontology annotation, biological process: signal transduction. Gene Ontology annotation, cellular component: plasma membrane; cytosol. The transcript has 13 exons. Bases 1 to 1362 code for a protein of 453 amino acids. The record is from RefSeq and is a predicted model, not a curated record. Lineage: Eukaryota; Metazoa; Chordata; Actinopteri; Moronidae.